AUGAUCCACAGGGCGGGCGUUCGAAACUCGUUGACGAAGAUUCGUCAAAUACUACUUAAGACGAAACACGUAACGAACGUGGUCAGAGAUUUAAUUGAUGCAGUCGACUCCCAAUGGGAAAUCGAACGAAUAAGACCCUCUAAGGGCAACACGAUAACGAUUUAUGUCGACGCAUCGGAUACACAAGCAGGGAUGGUGGUCACGUACAAUGACCAGCAAGUCAUGGCAGAAUCGAUACCCUUAACGAAGACUUCGACAAACUUAGCCUCGUACAAGGAAAUACAGGGAGCCUAUAAGCUCCUAGCUAAGUACAAAUCUGCGAUUGACUUUAUUGAUAAGAAGGCGAGAAAAGUGAUCGUCACGGAUAACAUGAGGCUGUGGCAAGCUCUCGAAAGACGAGAGGAUCCAAGAAACGACCUGGAGGUCUACGCAGCCCGUAUCCGGGCCUUGUAUAAGGCAAGUUAUCAACACAUCCCAGGAGGCCAGAAUCCGGCCGAUUUUUAUUCCAGGAGACACCGUCUCCCCUCUUAA
Gregarina niphandrodes is the source of this 531-nucleotide messenger RNA. RefSeq lists its product as hypothetical. Bases 1 to 531 code for a protein of 176 amino acids. The record is from RefSeq and is a predicted model, not a curated record. The transcript has a single exon. NCBI's taxonomy places the organism in Eukaryota, Apicomplexa, Conoidasida, Eugregarinorida, Gregarinidae.